Molecule: messenger RNA, 2700 nt
Organism: Musa acuminata AAA Group (dessert banana)
Lineage: Eukaryota; Viridiplantae; Streptophyta; Magnoliopsida; Zingiberales; Musaceae
Product: LEAF RUST 10 DISEASE-RESISTANCE LOCUS RECEPTOR-LIKE PROTEIN KINASE-like 2.1
Exons: 3
Coding region: 654-2498 (614 amino acids)
Biological process (GO): protein phosphorylation
Molecular function (GO): polysaccharide binding; ATP binding; protein kinase activity
Source: RefSeq, a predicted model, not a curated record
GACCUCCUUGAGAAACCAAGGAACGAAUUCACAGACCUCAUCACCAGCUUCAUGCUUACAGUCGACAGCAGGAAGACGAGACUGGAUCACCAUGGAAGAAGUAGGGAUUCAGCGGGAUUGAUGCAACCUGCAGCAUUUGCAGUUCGGGGGAGGAAGAAGAAGAGCUAUCAUGGGGUGUCUCAAGAACGAGAGAGCUUUAAGAAACCAAGUAAUUGAUCUUUGUUCUGCAGUGUUGUUACUGGGGUUCACUUCAUCUUUUCAAUCUAGCUGGGUUGGAUGCUUGAUGUAACAUAUGGAUAUCUUUCAGAUCAUAUUGUCGUAGUUGAGACAAUUAAUAUCGUCUAUUCGUCCUUUAAUUUAGUCUAUCAUAUAAAGUAUUCGAUCUUUAUAGAAUGACUCUUUUGCUUAUGGAACGCGGUAUUGUUCGGACAUGCAUGCAGUCGACGAAAAGAACUGAAACCUAUCAGAGCACAACUGGGCCACCCUCAUUAAUUUGAUCCUAUCUCAUCAGCAGACCAUUCAUCCAAAUCCCUGUCAAACCAUAGACUUACGGGGAGAGAGCAGAGCCUCGUCAAUCGUUUCUCUCCUCCAAAGUUCAUCUGCAUCUUUCUUCCUUUCCAAUUCCCUUUCCUCCUGUGUUAUUCCCCUUUCCGAUGAAUCCCAGGAUCUUGCCGAGCCACAAGGAAAUCUUUACUGUCUUCUUCUUCUUAUUCUGGAUCCUUUGUUUGGUGGUAGGCAGCCCAGUCCUUGCCGCAACUAUUGGGUCUGGGGUUUGUCAGCCUCAAAGAUGCGGGAAUCAGACAAUCAAGUACCCUUUCUGGCUCAGCAAUAAGCAACCGUCUUAUUGUGGCUUUCCUCCGUUCAACGUCACCUGCAUCAGCAGCGACGGCCAAGCCGAAACCAUUUCUUUUAACGUUUUUGACGGUGCAUAUCAUGUCAAGAACAUCUUCAACGAGAACAAGUCGGUUCAGAUCACUGCUGCCGGAUUCGACGAUGAUCGGUGCCCGUUACCAACCUUCAACAUCACUUCCGGCCUUUACCCCUUCGACCUCAGCUCCGCCAACAAGCGCAUCUUCUUCCUCGUCAAUUGCUCGAGCUCGGUGAAUCUACCUGCUUCCUACCAGAACAUAUCAUGUGCUACUGAUGGAGGACUGUCCUACUUCGGCGGUGAGUACAAUGGCUCGGUCAAGCUGAACUUUUCCGGUGGAGUAUGUAAGCUGUUUGUGGUGCCGGUGGUGGGUUACAUCGAUGUGGGCAUCGAUGUAAACUACUCUGCUCUGCUGAGGACUGGGUGGUUGCUGAACUGGACGGCGCCGGAUUGUACAGAGUGCAGUGACAGCGGCGGCCGAUGUGGAUUCAAUGACACGACAUCAAAAUUCAUGUGCAUCUGCCCUGACCAAGUCCAUACAAGGAAAUGUGAGAUUGUUCUUGAUGUUGCAGCUCAUUCAAAGAGGACAAAGCAUAUAAUUAUAGUAUUUUCUAGCUUUGGAGGGUUUCUCUUAUGUCUGUGUGUAUUCCUCUUGAUCUACUAUAAGAAGUCUCAUGAAGGAAAUGUGCAGAGUGCUGAAGCCUUACUAAACAUGCAUGGCUCCCUAUCCCCAAAGAGGUACAAGUAUUCUGAGAUAAAGAGGAUGACCAGAUCCUUCAGCCACAAGCUUGGACAUGGCGGCUAUGGCACUGUGUACAAGGGCACUCUCCAAGAUGGCCGCUCAGUGGCUGUGAAGCUCCUAACUGCAUCCAAAGGAAACGUAGAGGAGUUCAUCAAUGAGGUCGUCAGCAUCAGUAGAACAUCCCAUGUUAACAUCGUCAGUCUUCUGGGUUUCUGCUUGGAGGGAUCAAAGAGGGCUCUUGUCUACGAAUUCAUGCCAAAUGGAUCCCUAGAGAAGUUUAUCAACGCCGAGGACUCCGAAACAAGAACACCAAUUGGGUUGGAGAAGCUGUACGAGAUAUCGGUGGGCAUUGCACGAGGCCUGGAAUACCUGCACCGCGGAUGCAACACUCGUAUCGUUCACUUCGACAUCAAGCCUCACAACAUCCUCCUGGACCAAGACUUCUGCCCAAAGAUCUCAGAUUUCGGACUGGCAAAGCUGGGAUCUCCCAAAGAAAGCAUCCUCUCGAUGGCAGCUCCUCGUGGCACUGUGGGAUACAUCGCCCCGGAAGUGUUCUCCAGGAACUUCGGAGCUGUGUCCAGUAAGGCUGAUGUCUACAGCUAUGGGAUGAUGGUGCUGGAAAUGGUGGGGGGAAGGAAGAACAUAGAUGCAGUAGUUGAGAGCACCAGCGAGAUCUACUUUCCUCAUUGGAUCUACGAUCGUCUUGACGGGAAGAAUGAGAUCGACAUAUCAGGUUUGAACAGUGAGAAUGAGGAGACUGUGAGGAAGAUGAUAAUUGUUGGUCUGUGGUGCAUACAGAUGAUGCCUGGGAAUCGACCGUCGAUGAGUGAGAUAGUGGAUAUGUUGGAAGGAAGCAUCAAAGACUUGCAGAUGCCACCGAGGCCAUAACAAGUUUCAGAUCAACUGUGUCUUGCCACCAAAUUGGUGUUCUUGUUUGGGCAUUUUCUUUGAUCCAAAUAAGCGAGCUACAGACAGGAAAAACCUGAACUGGUCUCUUGCCACACUGGGACCCAGCGGGGCCCACGCUUAUUGUAUACCUCUAUUUUCUAUAUUCGAUUGCAACUAAGUGGCAGUCCUACCGGUCGAUUCA